Molecule: messenger RNA, 849 nt
Organism: Ipomoea triloba (trilobed morning glory)
Lineage: Eukaryota; Viridiplantae; Streptophyta; Magnoliopsida; Solanales; Convolvulaceae
Exons: 1
Coding region: 1-849 (282 amino acids)
Source: RefSeq, a predicted model, not a curated record
AUGCCUCCCAGACGAAACGUACCUGCUGGGGAUAGCAGUGAUGUCUCGGCGAUGGACCGUAUGGCCAUGGCAAUGGAACAGAUAGCUGAGUUCAUGAUGGCUCAACAAGUUCAUAAUCAAGCCCAAGUGCAACCACGGGUCGAUGUUACUAAAGCCAUAGCAACUAGACAACCACCGUUUUAUGCUGGGGAAGAAGACCCGGUGAUCCUUGAAGAAUGGAUCAGAACAUUUGAUAAACUGCUAAACGCUGUGAAUUGUCCUGAGGUACAGCGAGUGUCUUCUGCAGUAUACUACCUGACUAAAGCUGCGGAUAACUGGUGGGCAACGGUUGGACCUGACCUUCUGCAAGACCCAGGAUUUGGCUGGGAAGAGUUCAAGACUAAAUUAAGAGGUCAGUUCUACACUGAACGAAUUAAGGGCAUCAAGUGUGAAGAAUUUUUGCGACUGAAACAACAAGGAACAACGGUGCAAGAUUAUCAUGACAAGUAUGUUGAGUUGAUGAGAUUUGCUCAGGACAUCGUACCUGACGAGGCAAGCAAGGCGAGGAGAUUUGUAAGAGGAUUAGAUUGGGGAGUGAGAAGUGCAAUCGCACCAUUUAUGUGCUCUACUCUCAGGGAAGCAUAUAACAGAGCGUCCGAUCAUUACCAGGUGUAUCUUGACCAGCAAGCAGUCUAUGGUCGGAGCAAAAGGAAAGCUGAGGAUAGACGAGGAAAAUCUCAGUGGGAAAGUAAGAGGCUUAACCAAGGAGGAAUUAACUCAAGGCAAGGAGAGAGGAAGGGAGGAAUAACUCCAAGGAAACAAUAUGAUUGCUUGAAAUGCGGAAGAAAUCAUCCAGGAGAAACUUGUUAG